Messenger RNA from Arabidopsis arenosa, 1022 nucleotides. The record is from the annotation of a GenBank genome assembly. NCBI's taxonomy places the organism in Eukaryota, Viridiplantae, Streptophyta, Magnoliopsida, Brassicales, Brassicaceae.
GGGAAGGUUUCUAAGUACCGUCUUGGUGAAAAAGCGACAGCUCUUUCACUUCGCCGUCGCUGAUUUGCUUAAACAGCUCGCUGAUGAUAAGGAAGCUUCCUUAUCUCGCAUGUUCCUUAGUUCUGGUUCCGAUGAAGCUUCUCUCCACAGAAGGAUAGCUCAACUUAAGGAGAGUGAUUGCCAAAUAGCAAUUGAAGAUAUAAUGUACAUGUUGAUCUUGUACAAAUUCUCAGAGAUAAGAGUGCCUCUUGUUCCAAAGCUUCCCAGUUGCAUUUACAACGGAAGACUCGAGAUCUCGCCUUCAAAAGACUGGGAGCUUGAAUCAAUCCAUAGCUUUGACGUUCUUGAACUUAUCAAAGAACACAGUAACGCAGUCAUCAGUUUACGAGUGAAUUCGAGUUUGACUGAAGAUUGUGCAACAACGGAGAUAGAUAAGAAUCAUCUCAGUAAAGUAUACACAGCAUCGGUCUUGUAUGGAUACUUCUUGAAAUCCGCUUCUCUUAGACACCAACUCGAAUGCUCAUUAUCACAACACCAUGGAAGUUUCACCAAGCAACUGAGACAUUACAUUUCUGAGUUCGAUCCCAAGAUAUUGCAGAGAUGCGCAAAGCCAAGGUCACAUGAAGCAAAAAGCCUGAUAGAGAAGCAGAGCUUAGCUCUUUUCGGUCCUGAGGAAAGCAGCAAAGAGAGCAUUGUGACAUCGUUUUCUGACCUGAAGAGGCUGCUUCUUGAGGCUGUGGCAUUUGGUACGUUUCUAUGGGACACAGAGGAGUAUGUAGAUGGCGCGUUUAAGCUCAAGGAGAAUGAGAAUGCAGAGGAAGAAGAAAAUAGCAGUGUAUGAAGUAUGAACCAGUUUGCUAGAAGAAAACUUGAAUAUCUUUUUGGUGGACAUUGCAUAUAAUAUAUAGAGAAACGAAAGAUUAAAACAGGGUCAAUGGCUAUAUGAAAUUAUUUUUGUCUAAGUAAUUAUAUGUAUAGUGUAUUCGUGUAUAAUGGAUGAUUAAUAGAGAGAUUGGUUUUGU